AUGAUUAGUGGUGGUGUUCUUGGACCAAUAAAGGCUUAUUUCGGUACUGUUGAAAGUCAAGGCCGAGGUUCACUUCAUUUGCAUCUCCUUAUUUGGCUUGACCGUGAUAUGAAACCAGCCGACAUGAAAGAAAAAAUUCAAGAUAUCAAUUUUCGUGAUAAGUUAAAAGCAUACUUAGAAGAUAUUAUCAAAGAAGAUUUAGAUGAUUUCAAAGAGAAACAUGCCUUUGAAUAUUCAAACGAACCAAGAUCAUUCAAUACUCCUACAAGAUUAUCAGAAGAUAAUAUAUAUGCCGCUUUACGUACUAUUGUCUUGACAGGCCUAGGAGAAAAUACACAUGAAUAUGGUAUCCAAUCGACACCAAUGAAGCAGCAAUCUUCUCCAUCAAUUCCUUAUACUUCUCCAUCAUGGAAUAGAUCGUUACAGACACCAACACGUGAUCGAUCAACAUAUGCCAUAUUAUAG
Messenger RNA from Rotaria sp. Silwood1, 465 nucleotides. The record is from the annotation of a GenBank genome assembly. Lineage: Eukaryota; Metazoa; Rotifera; Eurotatoria; Philodinida; Philodinidae.